Messenger RNA from Lathyrus sativus (Indian pea), 1440 nucleotides. NCBI's taxonomy places the organism in Eukaryota, Viridiplantae, Streptophyta, Magnoliopsida, Fabales, Fabaceae. The record is from the annotation of a GenBank genome assembly.
AUGGAAGAACCCACAUUUCUGUUCCCACCACCCGACUCAGACCUCGACCUCAGUUUCACUAGCACCACCACUGACCGCACCUUAACCUCCUCCAGCGCUCGCACUAGCUUAGCCCGCACAAGCAGUCUCGCUCUCAGCUUUAACGAUCGUCUCUCAACCGCCUCAGUCGCUGCCGGAGAUACCGUUUCCUCUGCAAUCAUACGCCGGCCUCACCGUAGCUCUGACCCUAACUGGACUGCAAUCAAAGCCGCAACAAAUCUCUCCUCCGACGGCCGUCUCCACCUCCGUCAUUUAAAGCUCCUCCGUCACCUUGGCUCCGGCGAUCUCGGCCGUGUUUUCCUCUGCCGUCUCCGUGACUACGAUGGUGCAAAUUUCGCACUAAAAGUUGUUGAUAAAGACCUUCUCACCCUUAAGAAAUCCACUCACGCAGAAACAGAAGCAGAGAUCCUUCACGCGCUGGAUCAUCCGUUUCUCCCCACGCUCUACGCGCGUAUCGACGUUUCUCACUACAGUUGCCUCCUAAUCGACUACUGCCCCGGCGGAGACCUCCACUCUCUCCUCCGCAAACAACCGGGAAACCACCUCACACUCUCAGCAGCGCGCUUCUUCGCAGCCGAGAUCCUUGUUGCACUCGAAUAUCUCCACGCGCUUGGCGUCGUGUAUCGCGACUUAAAACCAGAGAAUGUGCUUCUACGUGAGGACGGACACGUCAUGCUUUCAGAUUUUGAUCUCUGCUUCAAAGCUGACGUGGCACCUACAUUUGAAUUUUCAACCAAUCAUAAACCUCACGUGGAUCCCACUCACGGUUGUUUCAGUUAUAACAGAUCAAAAUCACGCGAGAGUGUAACCGCUGAGUUUGUUGCGGAACCAACAACGGCGUUUUCACGGUCGUGCGUUGGAACUCACGAGUAUUUAGCACCGGAGCUUGUUUCUGGUAACGGUCACGGAAACGGCGUUGACUGGUGGGCGUUUGGUGUUUUUAUUUACGAGCUAUUAUACGGAACGACGCCGUUUAAGGGGUGUAGCAAAGAGAACACGCUGCGCAAUAUAGCAUCUAACAAAGACGUGAAGUUCCAUGUGGCGGAGAAUGAAGAGGUGGGAAUGGUGGAAGCAAGAGACUUGAUAGAGAAGUUGUUAGUGAAGGAUCCGAGAAGAAGGCUAGGGUGCGCCAGGGGUGCAACGGAUAUUAAACGGCACCCUUUUUUUGAUGGGAUUAAGUGGCCUUUGAUUAGGACUUAUAAGGCACCUGAAGUUAAGGGAUUAUUGAGGAGAAAAAAAUCAGAAUCGAGUUUGAGUCAUGUGAGUACUAAGAGGAAGAGAGGGUGGUGGAAGAGACUUGGAUGUGUGUUGAGAAAUCAAGGAGCUAGAUUUGAUUUACUUUCGAACUAUGGUAAUAAUAAUCAUUAUUAUUGUUAUGUUAAUAAUAGUAAGGUUAGGUAA